AUGCGUCGGGAGGGACGGCAGCGAGGGUGGGUGCGCGUGUACGACCGCGAGCUGGUUGACCCGGAAGGCAAGCGCCGCGUCGUGCACGCCGUGGAGGGGCCGGCGGUGGCCAACGGCGGGUUCAUCCGGGCGUCGCGGAGGCCGACCAACCAAUCCAAGUCCGGCGGCCUCCGCGCGCUCGGCAGGAGCAGAAUCACGCAACAGGAGGAGGAGGAGGAGCCGCAGGCCCUUCCGCCGACGAUGGCCGUGCGCUUCGGGUACUACUACUCGACGGGAUGGCAGUCGCCGUUCAAGUUCGAGUCCGCCAUGUACAACUACAAGAAAGUGGAGAUCCGUCCGCCGGCGGCAGCGCGCUUCGGGGGAAGAUCGUCGUGCAAGGCGGGGCGCAAGUUCAGGCACGACGAGGUCAAGAAGUAUUACCUCGACGCGGCCGACGUCCUCGACGGGCAGCUCGAUUAUCUUCAUGACUUCGAUUCAUGA
This is a messenger RNA of Triticum turgidum subsp. durum (durum wheat), 480 nucleotides long. The record is from the annotation of a GenBank genome assembly. Lineage: Eukaryota; Viridiplantae; Streptophyta; Magnoliopsida; Poales; Poaceae.